Strigops habroptila (Kakapo) is the source of this 7742-nucleotide messenger RNA. It is a transcript of the gene SCRIB, whose product is annotated as scribble planar cell polarity protein. Gene Ontology annotation, cellular component: adherens junction; postsynaptic density; postsynaptic membrane. The coding region runs from base 115 to 5631 and encodes 1838 amino acids. NCBI's taxonomy places the organism in Eukaryota, Metazoa, Chordata, Aves, Psittaciformes, Psittacidae. Gene Ontology annotation, molecular function: protein binding. The record is from RefSeq and is a predicted model, not a curated record. Gene Ontology annotation, biological process: neurotransmitter receptor transport, endosome to postsynaptic membrane; neurotransmitter receptor transport postsynaptic membrane to endosome. The transcript is spliced from 45 exons.
GGCCGGGCGGGAGCGGCGGGGCCCGAUCGCGGCCGGAGCCAGGCCCGAGGCGCGGCCGGAGCCGGGGUCGGAGCCCCCGCGCACUCCCGGUUGGCCGGGCCCGCUCCCGGCGCGAUGCUGCGCUGCAUGCCGCCGCUCUGGCGCUGCAACCGGCACGUGGAGGCGCUGGACCGGCGGCACUGCUCGCUGCAGGCCGUGCCCGAGGAGAUCUACCGGUACAGCCGCUCGCUGGAGGAGCUGCUGCUGGACGCCAACCAGCUCCGGGAGCUGCCCAAGCCUUUCUUCAGGCUCCUGAACCUGCGCAAGCUGGGUCUGAGCGACAAUGAGAUCCAGAGGCUUCCGCCUGAGGUGGCCAACUUUAUGCAGCUGGUGGAACUGGACAUCUCCCGCAAUGACAUUCCAGAAAUUCCUGAAAGCAUCAAAUUCUGCAAGUCCUUGGAAAUUGCAGACUUCAGUGGGAAUCCUCUCUCCAGGCUUCCAGAGGGCUUCACGCAGCUUCGGAGCCUGGGCCAUUUGGCCUUAAAUGAUGUGUCCCUUCAGAGCCUCCCCAAUGACAUUGGGAAUUUGGCAAACCUGGUGACUCUGGAGCUACGUGAGAACCUGCUAAAGACUCUCCCCACGUCACUCUCCUUCCUGGUCAAGUUAGAACAGUUGGAUCUUGGUGGCAAUGACCUGGAAGUACUGCCAGAUACCCUCGGAGCUCUACCCAACCUGCGUGAGCUCUGGUUGGACCGGAACCAGCUCUCAGCCCUGCCUCCAGAGCUGGGCAAUCUCCGCCGCUUGGUCUGUCUGGAUGUGUCAGAGAACAAGCUGGAGCAGUUGCCCAAUGAGGUCAGUGGGCUGGUUGCCCUGACGGACUUGCUGCUGUCCCAGAACCUGCUGGAGUGCAUUCCAGAUGGGAUUGGUCAGCUGAAGCAGCUCUCCAUCCUCAAGGUGGACCAGAAUCGGCUGACAGAGGUGACAGAGUCAAUUGGGGACUGUGAAAACUUGUCAGAACUCAUCUUGACGGAAAACAUGCUGACAGCCUUACCGAAGUCCCUGGGCAAGCUGGCCAAGCUGACAAACCUGAAUGUGGACCGGAACCGGCUGACGUCCCUACCUGCUGAGAUUGGAGGUUGUGCCAACCUGAACGUGCUGUCCUUGCGGGACAACCGCCUGGCCCUCCUGCCCCCAGAGCUUGCCAACACCACCGAGCUUCACGUCCUGGACGUGGCUGGGAACAGGCUGCAGAACUUGCCGUUUGCGCUGACAAAUCUCAACCUGAAAGCCCUGUGGUUGGCAGAGAACCAGUCCCAGCCCAUGCUGAAAUUCCAGACGGAGGAUGAUGAGAAGACAGGAGAAAAGGUUCUCACGUGUUACCUGCUUCCCCAGCAGCCCUCUCCCAGCCUAGAGAAUCUUUUACAGAACAGUGUGGAUGAGAGCUGGACGGACACCAACUUAAACAGAGUCAGUGUGAUUCAGUUCCUGGAUGAACCCAAAGGAGAUGAUGAAGAGGAAUCAGGAGCUGAGAGACGGGGCCUGCAGCGCCGAGCAACCCCUCACCCCAGUGAGCUGAAGGUUAUGAAGAAGGUGAUGGAGGUGCGGCGCAGCGAGGUGUGUGCUGCCAAGCCUGACGCCAACAGGAAUUCCCCCAGCUCCGAGGAGAGGAGGCUGAGCGCCCUGUCGAACCGCAGCGAGGAUUCCCACCUUUCCAACAGCACCGCCUCUGCUGACUGCAGGGGAGAGGAGCUGGGAGAGGACGGGGACAGGAGCUGGCCAAACGGGCAGGAUGUGAGGGACCUGGAGAGGGAGGUGAAGCCCAGGGCUGAAGGGGAGCAUAAGGAAGCUGCUGACCAAGAGGAGGAAGAUGUGGAAGUGGAAUACAAUGAGCCCACUGUACACUUUGCUGAGGACACACUGAUACGGAGUGAGGAUGAGGAUGAAGAUGAAGAGCGACCAUUCCCAGUGGAGAAACAGCGGCUCAUCCGCAAGGACACACCCCAUUAUAAGAAACACUUUAAGAUCACUAAACUGCCCAAGCCAGAGGCAGUGGUGGCACUGCUCCAGGGACUGAGCACUGAUGGAGUCCCCAUAGAGGAAGAGGAGUUGGGAGGCUGCAACAACAACAUGGAGCCCGAGGAUCUGGAGGAAGCCUGGGAUGAGGAUGACAGGAAGAAUGGAGUUUUAUGUGCUCAGCCAUCAGUGAAGGGGGUGUCGUUUGAUCAAGCCAAUAAUCUGCUGAUUGAACCUGCUCGCAUUGAGGAGGAAGAGUUGACACUGACGAUCGUGCGGCAGACGGGGGGGCUGGGCAUCAGCAUCGCGGGGGGCAAGGGCUCCACCCCCUAUAAGGGUGACGAUGAGGGCAUCUUUAUUUCCCGUGUAUCAGAGGAGGGUCCUGCAGCUCGUGCAGGGGUUCGUGUUGGGGACAAGCUUCUGGAGGUGAAUGGCGUGUCCCUGCACUGUGCGGAGCAUCACGUGGCAGUGGAAGCUUUGCGUGGAUCGGGAAGCUCCGUGUCCAUGACCGUCCUGCGGGAGAGGAUGGUGGAGCCAGAGAACGCCAUCACUGUCACAGCGCUGCGCCCUGAGGAUGACUACAGCCCUCGGGAGAGGAGGGGUGGCCUCCGCUUUCCGGAGCGGCCUGAGGGAGCAGCUCCCACCGAGAGAUACUCCACCUGCCUUGUGCGCAAUGAGAAGGGCCUGGGCUUCAGCAUUGCUGGCGGCAAAGGCUCCACACCCUACCGCGCUGGUGACACGGGGAUCUUUAUCUCACGGAUCGCAGAGGGCGGCGCAGCCCAUCGGGACGGGAUCCUGCAUGUAGGAGAUCGGGUCAUCUCGAUCAAUGGGGUAGACAUGACAGAAGCCAGGCAUGAUCAGGCAGUAGCGCUGCUUACCGCAUCCUCCCCCACCAUCGCGCUGCUGGUAGAGAGACAGGGUGCGGAGCAGCUCAGCGAUGGAGAUGCGCCUGGCGCAGCACGGGCACGGAUGCACUCGCCACCACCGCCCCCCGGCCCUGGCCCCGGGGACAGCCCGCAUGAGGAUGCGCCAGCGCCGCCAAGGAACCACCUCUCCAAAGGGAUGGAGGAUCAGUAUCCCAUCGAGGAAAUUCACCUUGUGAAGGCAGGUGGUCCCCUGGGACUCAGCAUUGUUGGAGGCAGUGACCAUUCAAGCCAUCCAUUUGGGAUUCAUGAACCUGGUGUCUUCAUUUCAAAGGUGAUUCCCCGUGGACUGGCAUCUCGCAGUGGGCUCCGGGUAGGGGACAGGAUCCUGGAGGUAAAUAGCAUUGACCUGCGCCAUGCUACCCACCAGGAAGCAGUCAAUGCCCUGCUCUCCAACACCCAGGAGCUGACCAUGUUAGUGAGGCGAGAUCCACCACCACCGGGUAUGCAGGAAAUAUGCAUUGAAAAGGCUCCAGGAGAAAAGCUGGGCAUCAGCAUCCGGGGUGGAGCAAAAGGUCACGCUGGAAACCCGUUUGAUCCCACUGAUGAAGGCAUCUUCAUUUCUAAGGUGAGCUCCUCUGGGGCUGCGGCCCGGGAUGGCCGUCUGAAGGUGGGAAUGCGGAUCCUGGAGGUGAACCAUCAGAGUUUGCUGGGAAUGACACACACGGAAGCUGUGCAGAUUCUCCGAAGCGUGGGUGAUGCACUCCUCGUGCUGGUGUGUGAUGGCUUUGAUCCCAAGGCUGCAGCUGCCAUUGAGAUGUCCCCAGGAAUUAUUGCAAACCCUUUUGCUGCUGGUAUUGGGCGCAAGAAUAGCCUGGAAAGUAUCUCUUCUAUUGACCGGGAUUUAAGCCCUGAAGAACUGGAGAUCCUACAGAAGGAGAUGGAAAUGGUGAGAGAAGCAACUCAGUGGGAGAGAGAAGAAAUGGAGAAAGUGGAGUGGAUGCGUAGGGAGCGGGAGGCAGCCACCCAGCAGCUUGAGGAGGAGGCAGAGAACAUCACCAGUGAACCUUUGAGGCUGGACUACCGGACCCUGGCUGCUUUGCCCAGUACUGGCCUACAGAGAGUCAAUCGCACUGCUCCUGCGGGCGAGUCGGGGAUGGGAAAUGCCAGGCGUGAACCCCCCUAUUCUCCUUGUAACCAGCAGACGCCUGCAGCCCCUCGGCCUGCUCACCUGGCAGGCAGGGAGACCCGCUUUGCUUCCAUUAACUUCAUUACAUCUCAGGAUGACAGUAAAUCUACCAAGCCAGGCGUCAUUCAGCCUCUUUCCCGAGUGCGACAAAAUGCUGCCUCGCAUAAUUCGGAGGACGGGGACAGCCCCAAUCCCUUCCAACAACCUGAGCUGUGCUUCAGUAUCCAGAACUCUCAGAAGCCACCUUCACCACCUUCUCCAGAUGAGAUCCCCUUCAAUGUCAAGCAAGCAUACAAGACCUUUGCAGCAGUGCCGUUGUCACAUCCUCUGCUCGAGACACAGGAACUGCCUGGUCAGACCAGCACAGAGAAUCCCAAAGCUGCCCUGGAGGUGACCACGCAGAGCCCCAGCGGCCUGCCCAGCCCUGAGCAGAGGUCCUUCCGUGAGAGGCAGAAGUACUUUGAAAUUGAGGUGAAGCAGCAGCAGAUGGACAAACCUCCCAAGCGUGUCUCCUUGGUGGGAGAGGAUGACCUGAAGAAAAUGAAAGAAGAGGAAGCUCGAAAACUGCAGCAGAAACGUACCCUUCUGUUGGAAGAAGAAGCAGAAGAGGACGAGGUGGUGAAACAGGUGCCUGAGAUGAGCAUGCAGUCCAGUGUCAUCAUUGAAGGAGUUGAGUACAAGAUUGAGAGACUAAAUGGAAGGAACAUCCAGGCUCCAGCAACUCGGCCCUCUGAGGUCAAUGAGAACAACAGCUCACAGAGGAGUUCACUGGAAGAGGGAAUCAAGCCUGAACAGAGAACCAACUCUGUGUCUGGGUUGAGUCUGUUAUACCUUGGGGCAGGGGAUCCAGUGGCACCGGUGAGGACAGCCAAAGCUGAGCGGCGGCACCAGGAGCGGCUGCGAAUGCAGAGUCCUGAGCUUCUGAGUGGUCAAGAGAAGGAGCUUUCUCCAGCAGAACGUCGUGCUCUGGAGGCAGAGAAACGAGCCAUGUGGAGAGCAGCACGAUCCUCAGCUCUUGAAGACAGUAUUAAACAGUACGAGCAGGAUCUGGCCAGGAAGCUGUACCAGUCCCGACAGUGGGCUCCUGCUCCUGGGGCCAGGCCAGCUCAGAUGUCUAGCAGGAUGAAAUCACUUGAACAGGAUGCUUUGAAAGCCCAAAUGGUUAUUGCCAAGUCCAAGGAGGGGAAAAAGCGCAGCACACUGGAGCAGCUGGCAGAGUCACCUUCACCUGUCCCCACCCCAUCACCAACACCACUGGAAGAUUGCAGUCCCAGAAACAUCACUUCACCAGGAAGGCUGUCCAUGUCUGAAAAGAAGUUUGACUACCGGGAAUUUGCUGCUAUUCCUUCCUCCAAACCUGUUUACGAAAUCCAGUCACCUGAUGCAGCUGAUGACCUCAGAUACGUAGAUGACAGAAAUAACUCAGUUCCCCAGGAGCAGGAUGGGCAGCCAGAGGAAGAGGAAAUGUUACUGACACGCGAUUCAUCAACACCUACUUCAUCAGCACUGGAAGAAAUGGCCCUGUACAGCAGCAAACGCAAACUCCGACACAGCCGGCGCAGCUUGGAGGCUGCUGUCCCCACGUAGAAGAUCUGAUGGACCCGGGCAAUGGAAUAGCCCAGCACAGGCCUCUUGAGCUUCCUGUGCUCCAGGGGCAGCACUGGACUGCCCACACUGCUGCCUCCUGGACUCUAGAUGGGAACUGAGCAUCCCAGGGAGCACUGUGGUCAACUAACUUCCUUUAAGGCUGUGAACCGCCCUCUUUUCUCACCCAAUGAUGCACUGGGGCAUGUCCUGAAAAAAAUGGGACAACACUAGGCUUACUGAUGGCAAAUUGAGAGGAGGUGUGGGUAGGACCGUGGGCAGCUGCAGCUUGUUAGCCUGUAAAUAGUGUGUGUGGGGAAAGGGUAGGACAGGGAGAAUAUGAGUGUGAGAGUGUGUUGGGUUCCAGCUGUUACUUCCUCAACCUGGAUUUUUUAGUGGUUUACUGUGGGAGCUUCUCCUCUGGCAUGAGUUAGAAGGAAGGUCCAGCCUGCCGUUGCUCCUACUUAAUUUCCAGUCUUUUGCCAAAAAGCAUCUCCUCCCACCUCUGCCCCUGUGUCACCUCACUUGGUUUUGGGAGUGUGUGGAAAUGGGUGGCUUGGAGGCAAAAAGAAGUAAAAUAAAGAAAAAAACAAAAGGAAUUCCAGUGAAAUGCCUCCCUCUGACAUUGGUGCCUGUGUGCUCAAGCAAAGACAACCAACUGAGCAGGAGCCUAUGCCAGCUCUGUGCCACUUGACUCUGUGAGCACAGCAACCUGUCCUGCAUAGGAGACUGCUCCUGCCAGCAUUUUGUGCUAUCCCGGUGGACAGGUACUACCUGGGUGUACACAUAAGGUGUGUAUCUUGUGCGUGCAGUGUGAACCUCUCAACAAGCACACUGACUGAGUGUCAGAGGAGGCCAGGUAUCCAUCUUCUGUCAGCACUGGAACUGAUCUGGGGCAGAAAUGAGAGAGGAGCCGAGCAGCUGUAGCAGAGUGUAGCAGUGUGCAUGUGUGACAGCAGUAGAGAGCAGAGUAGUUGGGGAUUAGGUUACAGUGGCAGAGGUAGGAGGUGUAAACAGCAGAUAAGAUAGUGGGUUAGGAUUCAGGAAAUGGCGAAGGAUAGGAAGUGGAGUUGCUGGGGUCAGGUUAGGAGUAAAGGGGUCUUACAGGUAGGAGGAUACUGGUGGGUGACUUAUCUGCUAGCUGUGAAGUGAAAUGUGACGUUACGGAGCGCCCAGCUUGGGGCUCUUGAGGAGCAGAGUGAAGUAGGAUGGGUCUGGCCUAUACCUUGCAAUAACUACACAGUUCUACUCUUAGCCAACUUGUUGGCUUCAGACCCCUUUCCAUGUGGAACAGGGGGGAUACAUGCUUGCCCAGGCAGGAGGGAGAAAAUGAAAAUGAGCAGGGUGUGAUUCCCAGUUUCCAUGGGUGGAACAAGGGCUGUGAACAGAUUCUGUAUCAAGUGAGCUCUGCAGAUGUGGAGGAGACAGAUGCUGCUGAUAGUGUUGAAAUCGGUCUCUGCUGCCCACUACUGAAAUAAAAUAUCCCCCUUUUUUUGUUUUCUGUUUUUCUAAUGCCUCUAACAGGGAGAAAGGUGCCCGAGCUUGACAGGGACCCGACCUGUCCAACCUGACACAUUGGUGCUCCCUGCUGAACCCCUCCAGCAGUAAGACCAGAGUUGGACCUUAAGCCUUUCGGUGGCUUGGGAGUGACAGGCACUUCUGCUUGUAUAUGUGCAGAAUGAAAGAACUGGAUGCAGUUUUUCUUUUAGUUGAUACUCUCCCUUCAUGCCAAAAUCCAGUGGAUCAUUUUAACUGAUUUUGUAUGUUUUGAUUUUACAGAGCUUUGAAGGGGGGACUGUGAUAAUCUCAAACCGCAGCUGUGGCUGCUUCCAUCAUCAGCAAUUUGAGCUUUUCCUUUUUAAAUCUAAUUUUAGCAUUUGCUUUUUAACAAGAGCAAUUUUGGAAACAAUCCUGGAUUGGGUUUGGUGACUAACUUGUGAUUCUCUCUUUCUUUCUGUUUGCGGUACCUGGUGCCAGGCUCUGGGUUCUCUCCCAUUCUCUCCUGAGAGCCUCUGAGGGAAAAUUAGCGCAUCAAGACUGUAACUAGUGAAAUUUGUACAACCAAAGAAAUCUAUUUUGUGGUUCAAGGAUAAUAAAGUUUACUUUACAUUUUA